This is a messenger RNA of Penicillium olsonii, 3765 nucleotides long. The record is from the annotation of a GenBank genome assembly. Lineage: Eukaryota; Fungi; Ascomycota; Eurotiomycetes; Eurotiales; Aspergillaceae.
AUGUCGCGUCCGGUGUCACUGCAGGAGGCCCAGAAAAGCCUUCUCAGCUUUGGUUCGACCAGGGAACGCGAAUUCUACAAGUAUUUGCCGCAGCCCGCAUACCCUUUACCACAUUACAAUCGUGAUACCUCCUCCGCAGAGCACAAAGCCCGCUCGACGUCGGACGCGUCCCUUUCCGCCUUUGCUCAGCUGGGCGUACUGCGAUUAGAUGCACAACGAUCCACAAUUUCGCUUUUCGGUCGUCAUGAGGAGCACAUCCUGACCGAAGCAACCAGAACCCUCAGUCUGCGGGAUGACAGCGACCACGAGACUCCAGAUGAACUCUGGGUGGGAGCCUGUACAAUGUCUUACGAACGCAGCCUUUGCGCAGCGAUCGCGAGCAUGUCAUCGUCCACGAACAACUCUUCCUGCCCAGUCUAUAUGAUCCCUGAUUUGACACAAAGUGAUGACCACAAAAAUCAUCCCGAUGUCACAAGCUACCCCCAUGUCCGCUUCUUUGCGUCCGCUCCGAUUGUCAGCCCGAAAGGAAUCGUGAUCGGCGCCUUCACAAUCCUCGACGAUAAACCUCGACCAUUACUUGACCCUGGCCAUCAAAAAUUCUUGACAGACAUGGCUGCGACUAUAAUGGACUAUUUGAUCAUGAACCGGUCCAGGAGCCAACACCAGCGAAGUGAGCGGAUGAUUAUCGGGCUAGGAAGCUUUCUGGAAGGGAAAGGGAGCUUGCGUAGCUCCUGGGUGGAUUCAGACGAAAGUGGACAGAACAUUGUAUCAAAUGACACCAUCGAAGGUCGUGUCAACGCGAAACAGCAGGACAAACAGCGUUUGGAAAAUGCGGCUCCGGGCAAAAAAUCAAAUGAUCGUCAUGGUGAUUUACCUUUCCGCCCAGGUCGACCCAUUUCCUCGCCGAAAUUGAAAGCGAGCGAUUCUAGAGAGCGACAGGGCUCUGUGCCAAGACCAAGGACCAAGAUCGCACGGCCCAUGGGGGAUCAUUCAAAGCCUCAGAAUCCGGGAUUCACUUCCUCUGGCAAAGGCGCAGCGGGUAAGGCUCCAUCGAACAAGGAGGUCACUUCAAGCCAAAUUGAAGAAACCUUUUCGCGUGCGGCCAACAUCGUUCGCGAAAGUCUAGAGGUUGAGGGGGUCAUUUUUUUCGACGCCAAUUUCCGUGGUCAAGCGGCACUUGUAACAAGCAACAUCUCUGAUGGUGAAAGCAGUCUGGAUGAUUCUUCAAGUGAGACCGAACUGAAAGCAAAAAAGGCGUUAGCACAGACUGAGAUCCCCCAGCCAAUGUCUGAAGACACUGGAAAAGCAACAAAGAACCCGUGUCAAAUCCUUGGGUUCGCCACCUCGGACGCCUCGAGCAUUAAUUGGGAAGCCACUGGGGACCAGAACUUUGCAUUGUCCGAAUCCUUCCUCGCUGGACUCUUGCGCCGAUAUCCCAGUGGCAAAAUCUUCAACUUCGAUGCCGACGGAUCCAUAUCAUCCGACGAAACUAGCGACUCUAUAUUCAAGAGCUUUGCUGCCAAGAGGUACAAAAAGACUCGAAAGUCAGCCUUACGACAGGAUGCUUCAACCCUUCUCAAUAUAGCUCCUGGUUCUCGAAGCAUUAUAUUUUCACCAGUCUGGGAUUCCCAUAAGUCUAGAUGGUUUGCAGGGUCAUUCGCAUGGACCAAGACCCCCCAACGAGUCUUCACCCUUGACGAUGAAAUGACAUUCUGCUCCGCAUUUGGUAGCUGCCUCAUCGCGGAAGUCCACCGUCUCGGCGCCCUAUUUGCAGAGCAAGCCAAGUCCGACCUCCUUGCUGGCCUGAGCCAUGAGCUUCGAUCUCCACUUCAUGGCAUAUUCGGCACUGCAGAACUUUUGAGCGAUACAGCGAUAGAUGCCUUGCAACGAGGAUUUGUGCACACUAUAGCAUCUUGCGCAAAUACCUUACUUGGUUCCAUCAACCAGCUCCUUGAAUUUUCUGGUAUCAACGACGACAAUCACAAUCGUGGUACGAGAGCCCCUCUUGAUCGCCAGAAUUCAUCAACAAGUCAGUUUGGGCCCGAAUCUAGCGUCCAAGUAGACGCCAUUGUGGAAGAUACCAUCGGAGCCAUCUUUGCAGGUUUCUGCUUCUUCCACAGCUCGCGCCUCCCCCUGCGGGGCGGAUCCAGGACCAAUGCAGGCUUGCCUGGGCGUGUUGAUGUCAUUCUUGACAUCGAAGAGUCAUCAAGUUGGACCUUUAACACUCGCCCUGGUGCGCUACACAUCAUAUUGACAAACAUUGUUGGCAACUCUUUGAAGUACACCCAAGAGGGUUAUAUCCUUAUCCAGGUCAAGACAACACCUACCACUUCUGACGAAGAUGGUACGCCAGUGCGUUCUGCACUCACCAUAUCUGUCCAAGACACAGGGUGUGGGAUGGACCCGGAGUUUCUCCGGGACGGUUUCUUCACUCCCUUCAAGCAAGAAAAUGCCCUACUACCCGGGAAUGGUCUUGGUAUGAGCAUUACACAAAAGACGAUUGAAUUCUUCCAUGGGGAUAUUGAAGUUGACUCUCGGAGAGGAGUUGGCACUCAUAUCCAAAUCUCUCUUCCACUUGAAAAUGCACCAAAGAAUGUAAUCUCUGAUGAAGGCCUCGGCCAUAACACACAAGCUGAUGAGCUUGCUUCCGCGAGAAGUUUGAUGCGCCUGAAGACCGUUGGAAUACUAGGCCUUGGGCCUUCCGAUACAGAUACAUCCACGUCUUUGUCCUUGCAAAAUAUAUGCCGCGAGUGGCUUCAGAUGGAGGUUGUGAUUGUCAACCCUUCGGAAUCGAAUUUCCGCCAUUGUGAUUACUACAUUGCGUUCCAUGAUUAUUUGGAUAUUGGCAAUCUUGAGAUCAAAGCUAUCGCACCUGGUCCAGAGUCGCGGAUCUCAUCUCCCGUCAUUGUCAUAUGCCCUUCUCCAAGGGUUGCUCACUCGCUCCUCCUAGCAGCCCAACAAAGAGGAGAUUUAGAGGUGUUAGAGUUCAUCUCUCAGCCCUGUGGGCCCCGAAAGCUGGCAAUCGCACUUGAAGCUUGCGCGAAACGCCAGGAUACUCGCAUCUCCAGAUCCAACACCCCCCUCAGCUCGGCCGUUUCAUCCGUUGAUAUGCCCAAGAGGCAAAUAUCCUCGACUUCCGCUUCCACCCAAGGACCCAGUGGCUCACCUGGGCUUCGGUACCCGAGUACAAUGAAAUCAAUAAGUAGUGGCCACACAAAAGCUUCCGGAAAGUACAAGCCUCCGCUAGCAGAUGAGGAUUACUUUUCACUCGUGGCCCCUGCACUAGCCCCCUCGCCAGAACCUGGGAGGUCACCUGAACCCCAGAGCAUGGACCAGUUUCCUCCGACCCCACGGGGCUCGUUCACAGUCUUGCUUGUGGAUGACAAUCAUAUCAAUGUAUCGCUGCUGGCUGCCUACAUGAAAAAACUAGGUCUUGAUUACCUCACUGCACACAAUGGGCAAGAAGCACUCGACACGUUCAAGGAGUCUUAUUCUACGAUUAGCGUCAUAUUGAUGGAUAUUUCCAUGCCGGUGAUGGAUGGCCUGGAAUCCUCACGACAGAUUCGUGCCUUCGAGAUGUCCUUGAAAUCGCAGAAUCAUGUACCAAUCAUUGCUUUGACUGGUGUCGCCCAAGCCGAGGUCCGACGUGAUGCAAUAGGAUCGGGUAUGAACAUGUUUUUAACAAAACCAGUGCGACUAAAUCAAAUUGCAACAGUUAUCGGGGACCACACGGGCAUGAUCUUGACCCCUGGCUCUGUUGGUUGA